GCGCUCCCGCUGUGUCGAUUGGUAGGCAGUUACAAACGUUACUAUUUUGAGAGAGUCAGUGUAUGUGCUCUGCGUGCGCAGCAGCGAGCGAUCGAAAGAGGGGGAGAGACGAGGCAGAGAAAAGGCAGAGCGGGCUUUGGCUCGUCCUUCUGCACAUCAAGCGCUCUUCGGGGAAGGGAUGAGGGAGCGCGGGGCGGCUCGCACCUGCGGCUGACGCCACACCGCAACCGCCGAGUCCAGGUAGAAGUAGGGGGAAAGCAGGCUGCAAGUCAGGAGGUCGCGCGCCGAGGAGAUUCGCAGAGCAGGAGCGUCUUUUUUUUUUUUUUUUUUUUUUUUCCCCCUUCUUCUUAACAGAUCAAAGGGUUUCCGAGGCGCGAGGAGUCAGGGAGGUGGAGGUGAGCGGACGGAGGAAAGAUGGCGAGUUUCGGGAAACUCACAGACUACUUUAAUCGGCGUAAGUCUCGGGAGGAGCUGCGGGUGGGCAGGAGCUCGCGGCGCAGCGGCAGCUACUGCUGCACUGUGGCAGAAGCCAGGUCACUGGAAAGGAAGCUGCAGAGACCUCUACUGGCCAAGUCUCGUACUCUCCCCAGCAUCCCCCAGUCUCCGACGGUCUCCAGGGUCCACCACUCUGAUCUCAUUGGUGGGAGUCCUCCACGCAGAAAGACCCCUCCCUCCACCAGCAGCCACUCAAAGGCCUGCACCCUUCCACCCGCAGGGGAACUGUGGCGUCUGGAGGAUGACAUGGAGGGCGAUGACGAGACCGAGCACAGUGGCAGCACCACGGCGGCGCGCCCUCGCUCCCAGUCGCCCUUCUCCCACUUCCGGGCGCGAGCCGCCUACCUCCGCAAGAGCGUGUCGGCAGACGACCACCUGGACAUGGGCUCCGACUACAGCUCGGGGACCGCGGUCGAGGACAAGCCAGCUCGGAGCAAUAAGGGAAAGCUGAAGAGGAAGUUUAGUCUGGGCUCCGCUGAUAGAAAGGAGAAUCAGAAUAAGAAGUCAGAGUCGGGCAUCUCUAAAUUCACUCAUCGCCUGUCCCUCAAAGAACGUCCAGCUAAGGCGGAGAAGACGAGCUCGGAGCGGCCUCCGUCCUACAGGAGACGAUCUCUCAGUGUGGACUGGGCUGAUUCUAUCAAGAUGACGCAGCCCAUGAGAGGGGACCAGGCCCACCAGCCGCCCUCGGCGCGCAAGUCAGCCAGCCUGUCCUCGCCGAGCGCUGCCCGCCGCCUAUACCGCAAUUUGUCUGGAAAGUUCCGCGUGGGCACCAACCCCCCUUCCCUGGAGGACAGUGUGGUGUCAGGACGGGGAGGAGACAAGGAGAGGCUUCGCAAAACCACCAUAUUCCAGAGUAACGAAGCUUUGUUUGAGGCGGUGGAGCACCAGGAGCUGGACUUGGUUCAGCUGCUUCUGUCCCAGUACAGUCUGGAGGAACUGGACCUCAACACUCCAAACAGUGAGGGCCUCUUGCCCCUCGAUAUCGCCAUCAUGACCAAUAACGUGCCCAUGGCCAAGCUUCUGCUGCGAGCCGGCGCCAAGGAAAGCCCUCACUUCGUGAGCCUGGAGGGCCGAGCCAUGCAUCUGGCCACCUUGGUGCAGGAGGCUGAGCAGCGGGUACUGGAGCUUCAGGCCCAGGUGCGGAACGAGGGUCCCGGCGAGCGAGAGGGAUCCGACCGGGAGAGGCAGCUGAAAGCCUGGGAGUGGAGGCUCCGGCUCUUCCGACGCAUGCAGACGGGCUUUGAGCACGCUAAUCCUCCAGAUUCUCCUAGCGCAGUCUGUCUGUCUGUCAGCAGCAGCACCAGUCUCAAAGUCGACUUCCAGGAGCCUCUCUGCGUCAACUCUGCUGUGGUCACCAAGUACAAAGUGAGUUGGAGCAGUUCUCCUUCAUUCAGUCCUCUGCUGGGUGACAUGGUCGUGGAUGACACCAAUCAGCUACAGUGCAACAUCACUGGACUCACUUCUGGGACCUAUUACUAUGUGCAGGUGUCCGCCUACAACAUGAAGGGAUGGGGGCCUCCGCAAGUUUCCACCCCGGUCUGCUCCGCGCCUUCCAGUUGGAGGGAUAUCGAUAACCGCGCUCCGCGUCAGAGGGGCCAGAAGGAGGCUCUCGACCAGCUCCUGGGCCAGAUAAAAGAAGCUCACCGCCACUGCGUCUGCCAUGAACAGUGCAAAGCUCCGGCACAGGGCAGGAAGCACUCGGUAUCCAAAAGCCUGCGCCACCUCUUUCAGACCACCAGCAAAUUCGUCAAGAGCUUGAAAAGAGGUCUCUAUCUGACGUCCAUAUUCUACAGAGAUGACAACGUGUUGGUCACACCGGAGGACCAGAUUCCCAUCGUGGAGAUUGAAGAUUCCUACUCCAGUUCACUCAUGCAGGACUUUCUAUGGUUUACGAAGGUGUCCUAUCUGUGGGAGGAGAUUUCCUGGCUGCAGCAGUGUCUCGGUCCGUCCCAGUCGUCUUGCUCCUGUACUCUGCAGACACGCCUCAAGAUGCUACAGGCGGUCUCACAUCUACAGGGGACGCUGGGAACCCAGGACCUCGGCCAGGUGUAUUUUGAGCCGAUCAAAGACAAGCACGGAAACGCCCUGCUGGUGCUCCUCAAGGACAUGAGCGCCUGUCCCAACCUGGACGGGGUGCGCUGGACGCAGCUGUGCAAGCUGCAGCUCCAGCGGAAGUCCAUCUCGUCGCCCGAGGAGCCCACCGCCUUGGACAUGCUCCUCAUUACGCUCCAUGAGAAGCUGGCGUAUCACAGGCGCAGCAGGAAGCUUCUGCCUCCAGGAUUAUACUUGGGCUACUUGAAGCUGUGUACGUCGGUGGAGCAGAUCAGAGCGCUGGUACCCCAGAAACUCCCCAACGUCCUCUGUCACACCAAAAUUCGGGACAACAGCAAUGUGUCAAGAGAGGAGUGGCAGUGGCUGCAGGCGCUCAGCUCCCUGGAGGAGUCGUUGGAAAUGGACAACGACGUACAGAGCGCUCCCCAUCGCCUCCUACAGGAUCUGCGCAGCGCCAUCAAGGACCUUAUGGCUCACAUCAACGUCCCUGGCAAUCAGGCGCAGGACUUCCGUAUCUAUAGCCAAGAAGUGUUGGAGUUUGGGGAGAAAGUGUCCUUCCUGCUCCUUCUGCCACCUUCAGAUGAAGUGUGCACAGCUCCUGGUCAGAAUAACCCGUACUCCCCCCGCUCCGGCUUCCUCACGCUCCCCCUGCAGAUCUUUGAACUCGUUCACUUUAAUGCCUAUUGCCCCAGCUUCAUCGGCCAGUACUGCCGAGUGUCCGCUUUGCUGGAGCUGGAGUCCCUCAUGUCCCAGCAGGCACUGCGGGAGGCUUUCUCUGAAGCUGAGCUCCUUGCUGCCAAGAAGAAACACCAGCAGGUCCAAGAACACAUACAGCAAAUGGAGGAGGUGUGGCGGGACGCGAGGUGGAUUAUGGACGCCUUGCAGUAUGCCCGCUACAAGCAGCCAACGGGGGGCAUCUCUAUUAGCUGGAUCAUCGACUUCUCCAAGGAAGUGAUGCCCGACAAGCCUCACUCCACCUCCUCUCAGCCAGACUUCAUGCCCUCCCCGAUGCCUUCACCCGAACCCUGCCACAAGCAUUCAGAUUUUGCCGGUCUGUCUGACGAGGAGGGCUCCUCUGAAGUCUUCCUCACCACCGACAGCGACUACGACUCGAGUCGAGCCCAGAGCCCCCGCGAGCUGGACCUGCUGCCCCCUUCUCCCCUCUCGUCCUCCGCGCCCAUGGAACCUCGCGGUUUCCUGCGAAGUGACGGCAGCGGCUCGGGAGGAGGGAUGUGCCUCGGCGGUGGCGGCGGCGGCGGCGGUCGCGGAGCUCUGCGGGACUCCACCCCGGACGUGCUGCAGGCGUCGGAGCCGCAGCGCGGGAGGGAAGGGGAGAGGUGCGGGGGAGGGGGGGGCGGUCGGUGUGGAGGAGAAAGGCGGCGGCGGGCCCCCGAGCUUUUUGACAGCGACUUCAUCCUGCCCAGCAGGCAGAUCGAGCUGCUGCACAUCACGGAGAAGAGACAGGCCUUCUGUGUGAGAACCAGCAGCCUCGAGUUCCCCUCCACCACCUCAGCCCACCACCAGCCUUACUCCCACACCACCUGCCCUUCCCCUUCCACUUCGCCGCAGAGGAGAUGGCACCGGCCCUCGUCGGUGGACCGCUGUUGUUCUGCUGAGCGUUGCCUACCGCAGCUUCCUCCGGCGCGCACGUUAUCAGAGGACAGCGGCACCCAGAGACUCUCCUCACCGUCACCUGCCGCUCUCAGGAAAAGCUGCCACGCCACGCUUAGAGUGUACCCUCAGUAUCACACGGGCCUCCCCAAGGAGACCAGUGUUAAGGUAUUGCUUUGUGCAACUCCAGGCACAUCAGCGCGGGAGAUGGUCCAGCUGGUAGUUCAGGAGAUGAACGUUGUGUCUCGGCGCCUGCUGGGUAGCGGCGGGGGCGGUGACGAACAGGAGCAAUGUGUUUACUACAGCCCUGAACAGUUUAAGCACUUCGGCCUCGUGCUGGUGGUGGACAAUAGAGAAAAAUGGCUUCAGGACGACUUCUGUCCUCUGGAGCUCCAAAACCCCUGGCUGAGGGGCAAACUGUGCGUUCGCAUUAAGGAGUAUUCACCGCUAGCACUCAAACACAGCCGGGCCACCACGGUGUGACACUUCCGAGAGUCAGAGGAGGGGCAAAGAAGAAAAGAGACGACGUCGCGUCCGGAUUCUCUUUCGGUAAAUGUGUCUGUCGCGCCGUCCACAGGCUCCUGAACUCCCUGUUAUCACUGUUAGUGUGAUGAUAUCGUGCUUAACAGCAGCUCGUAUUUUCUGCUCCGUUCCUGUUAUCUGAAAUGCCACUCCGAGAAUCUGUUUCCAUGAAAUCUGUUCUCCCACAAGUAGGACUUUUUUUUUUAUGAACAUCAGAGACCCUCAUAUGGACACCAAAUGAACAAUAACAACGUGGAACAAAGAGAACCCGUUUUUUGUGCUGCCAGAAAUCAUUGGGGGAAAAAGAUGGGGAUGCUGAGUGAGAUUAAUGGACUUCUGGCGUGAUUGACGCCGGCACAUCGGCCCGCGCGUGUUGCCAAAAUGACAUGGGCAGCGUCGUGGCCUCCUCAGCCACACGCGGACACUGCUUUUCCUAUGAACUCUCUCAUUGUGUCGUUCCCAAAGAGCUGUCGGCUGCAGCCGUCCGGCCCCAUGUUCCCAGGAUGUGGGCCUUGGACCCGGCCCAGGACGUAGGAAGGAAGGGAGAAGUACAGAGGUGGCCGGCGUCUCCGCUUGGGGACGCAAUCGACCCAGCGAUUCGGCCCGUCAGCCUGUCACUCAACUGCUCUUGGCCACUGUACUGUCUGGCAGCAAGCUGCCAAGCAAGGAAUAGAGAGCAUGAUAGAGAGUUAGAAAGAAAGGGCGAGGAGGAGGAGGAGGAGGAGGAGGACGAGGACGAGGGUGGCGGCUGCAUCUUGUAGAACCUGGCACUAACUCUGGUGCUCUUUUUCUCCCUUCUGCAACUCUGUAUAGUAGUUGUAGUCAUAGUGUAGCUGACAAAUAUGAUCAUCUCAUAUCUUGUGAAGAGACACAAAAUAAAACCAGCUAAUUUGGGUUUUCGAAACAGAGGGGGGAAAAAAACAAGCAAUAUUUUCUACGUUUUGUUUUUCUAAUUGAUGGGAAAAGCAUGUAAACCUUCCACAAUUGUGCUGAGUGCAUUUAAAGUACUGUAAUCAUGCUGUACUAAAAGUUAACCAGUUCAGUGUUUUGUUGUGUUUGGUUCAGUGGUAUUCCCAGACGCACCGGAAAGCGGUGCCCUUCAGUCUAGAGCAGGGUCUCCCGAAGGAUUCUUCCCUGAAACGGAUGACUCAAUUUGUUAAGGGGCCCGGCACGUUGAAGCAGAGUUACACACAAAACCGCAUAGCCCGAGCUGUCUUCUAAACUACUGCAGAGCAAGUUAGAUAUGGAAGAACGAAUUAAUUCAAAUACGUAUUCGCAUUUUUGGCCCCGAUCAACAGUUACAACCGGCAAAGCGAGGCUUAUGUGACCAUCAGAGACAACCAAAGGCAUCAGUAUUCCAGUUUUCAAAGGGAAGAGUCAACAACGAAGAAGUCCAAACCACAGUUGUACUCAAAACACAAGUACAGCAAGGGGAAUAGCACAAAGUAAAGCUCUUUAAUCCGACCUCCUUUCUUCAAAAUAUGACAUAAAUAUUCUUUCAAACAUAAUUUCCAGCCAGUCAGAUAUUUUAAAACCACAUCUAAGGACGCUUCAGUUCAAAUUACUUCCAAUUUCUGUAUUACAGUUUUGUUAUUUUCUAUGGGAAGCAUUCAUGGCUGUCUCCCACGCAGUGAAUGAGACAGUCCCAAACAGAGCUACCGCCCAGAAGAAGGCUUCCACCGGCUCUGUUCACAUCCACAUUGAUCAGUUCCAUUGUAGAGAACAGACAAACAUGUCAUUUUGAUUAGUCAGAAGCAAAUACGCUAGGGGCUGUAGAGCUCGGCUAUUAAAUCUGACCCCGACCUUCCAAGUCUCACUUCUUUGCCGCCAAGUGAGUUGGGAGAUGAUGCCUAACUGUCAGAAGCUUUGGGUGGAUUGUCACAGCCAAGACGACCGAGUACAACUUUGUGACCGCCAUUAAAAAGACAAAACAACAGAGCUUGUAAGCUAGUAAGCAUAGGCCGAAGAAGAAAAUGUAGAGCUACACUGAGGAUGUUCAAGGAGGAGGCAAACUCUUUGGUCCUCGAAAGAAUUUCCGAAUAAACCAGAGGGCGCUUCAAGAACAAAACAGUAUUUGAAAGCAGAGGAGCACAAAGUGACGUCAUGGCGGCCUAUCUAGCACCAGCCCAGAACCAGAGGCUCAGUUUCCCUUAACGAGUCUCCAUGACAGGUCCCGUAUUUUGUUAUUCUCAUUUUCAUUCUCACUACACAACGUAACCGGCCUCUUAACGACUGAAACUUUUUAACCUGUUUCUAAAUCACUAAGGACUGAUGUGUUUUAUUUAUUUUCUUAUUUUUAUCUGCUAUUUUUCUGCAUAUGGUUAGUAUAUGCUCUAAAAUGUCAACCGGGCUCAGCAACACAGCACCGUGGUAAAGACAGCAAUUUCAAAUGUAGCACCAGAAAGGUCCAAAGGAGGAGGAGCGCUGAUGAGUGAGGUCGGCGGACCUGGCCUCGAUUACUGUAGCAAUCCAGGAGGAGCGUUGUUUCAGAGUGUUUACAGAGUUUAAUUUCCUUACACCCUCAAAGAUGUGUUUACGUGUAACUAACUACUGUAUAAAGAUGUCUCAAGACUAACUGAUGUUAUAAUAAGUUGUAAUUGGUUUUACUGAUGGCUUGAACUCUUGUGCUAGCGCUUAGAUGUCUUCUUUAUUCACAUUGUUUAAAGCAGUUUUUACGAGGGCCGUCUGCAAAAACAAAUCACACGGCCAGAGACUGUAAAUAGACAAACAAGACCAGGGGAUGAAUGUACUGUAUCUGCCCUAAAUGUGAAAAUAAGUGAAAGGAGGAGGGAGGGGAGGGGUGGGGAGGGUGGUAGCAUCACUACGGAGGUCAAAGAUCAGCAGGCUGCCGUAUUAAGAUUGUGCUGAAUGAAUUAAAAAUAAAGCCCAAUGUUUACAAGGAGCUGUUGGCAGAUCCAUCAAGCAAAGUCAUGAAGGAGACAUCACGUCACUUUUUUUAAAUCUAUUUUUAUUGAACAAUAAAUGAAUAUUAGAAAAUGAAA
Molecule: messenger RNA, 7682 nt
Organism: Mugil cephalus (flathead mullet)
Lineage: Eukaryota; Metazoa; Chordata; Actinopteri; Mugiliformes; Mugilidae
Gene: ankfn1b
Product: ankyrin repeat and fibronectin type-III domain-containing protein 1
Exons: 23
Coding region: 415-4641 (1408 amino acids)
Biological process (GO): signal transduction; regulation of establishment of bipolar cell polarity; establishment of mitotic spindle orientation
Cellular component (GO): spindle
Molecular function (GO): protein binding
Source: RefSeq, a predicted model, not a curated record